This is a messenger RNA of Haliotis rubra (blacklip abalone), 981 nucleotides long. Its product is annotated as monocarboxylate transporter 9-like. Gene Ontology annotation, biological process: transmembrane transport. Bases 1 to 519 code for a protein of 172 amino acids. NCBI's taxonomy places the organism in Eukaryota, Metazoa, Mollusca, Gastropoda, Lepetellida, Haliotidae. The record is from RefSeq and is a predicted model, not a curated record. Gene Ontology annotation, molecular function: transmembrane transporter activity. The transcript is spliced from 3 exons.
AUGCCGAACAUAAAGGCAGUACAGAAACUCAAGCAGCUAGUCUUUUACGGUCAUGGAGUGACAAGUCUUAGUUCAAGACUCCUGACAGGGUUUGCAGGAAAUGAUGUCUCGGUGGAUUACAUGACACUUCACAUGGGACUUCUGGGAAUCUCUGGACUCCUAACACUGUGUUUUCCACUUUUCUCAAACUCCUACGUUCUUCAGAUGACAUUUAGUGCUGCAUAUGGGAUGUAUAGUGGCGGCCCUAACUCUCUUGUCAGCCCAAUAACGAUAGAGCUUGUGGGUUUGAAGCAUUUAGCUGUUGGAGUAGGGAUCGAAAACUUCUUUUGUGGAAUUGGUUUCUUCGCUGGCCCUCCUAUUGCAAGUUUCAUAUAUUCAGCGACAAGGUGUUACGACUUCACGUUCGUAUUUGCAGGAUUACUUCUGCUACUUGCGGCAUUCUUUGGUGCCCUUGUGGCAAUAUUUGGGAAGCACAGGCAACAGAUGCAAGGUGUUCAGGCACCACAUGAAGUAAAAUAGGCUGUGGAUGUGUCUUUGAAAGGAUUGACAAGGAUUGCCACAACAUAUGAGCUGACGUUCAAGGAAGUGACAGUCGAGAGGCUGCUCCUCCAUGACAACCCCUACUACCAAUGCCUUUACCUAGCAAGGACACCGUAGGUCGAAAUGUAUGACAUGAUUAACAGUUAACAAUUCAAUUUAUAAAACAAUUAUGAAAUGACCUCAAAUCACGUUGUUUCUUUUCUCUACAAAAGAAAUCAGAUAAGGAAUACAAAAGAAAUAUUACUCUUUAGCGUAAGAAUUGUUUGUAUGUUGUUCCAAAAUACGUAGUGGUAGUCCAUACACAAUCCUAUGUUAUACGUUAAGAGUGUUUCCUUUGUUCGAGUCACCUCUCACAAACACGAUCUCUGAAGCUGGAGAGAGCGCAUAGCGGGAAUAUUGAUGAUUAAACAAUGAAAAGAAAGAAACGAUUCUGUGUGUCAA